AUGGCUUCAGAUCUCACCCCUCUCGUUUUGGACGCCCUCGCUUCGACGAACGAUCCAAUUCUCUCCAGCGAUGCUUUCCCCUCAGCCCCGCCGACGACAGUCAAGUCCGCGCUGGACCGCUUGAGUUCACGGGAUAUGGUACAAUAUGAAACUAUAGAGCGGGAAGAUGCGAUUUUGUCUCCUGAGGCGGAAGGAAUCGUCGCCAAUGGCAGUCAUGAGGCCAAAGUCUUCGAGGCUGUUCGAGCUGCCCUGGACGGAUUGAAGAUUGCUGAUUUGCCAAAUGUUGUCGGAAAGGAUGCGGCUAAGGUCGGUGCAGGCAAUGCGUUUAAGAAGGGCUGGAUUAAGAAAGAUAAAGACACUCUGAGAGUGGCAACCGAUACUAUCGAGGAUACGGCCAGGGAGCAACUUUUAACUAUUCAAAGGACGAAGACAUACUCCGAUGCAAAGGUUCUCGCAGACUUAAAAAAAAGAAAACUUAUCACGAUGCAAAAGGUGAUAAGCUAUAGAAUAACAAAGGGGCCCAAAUAUGCCAGGGAAUUCGUCAAAGAGCAAACCGAUCUCACAGUCGAAAUGCUCGCAGAUGGAUCGUGGAAGACUGCCAACUUCAAGCCGUACAAUUUCAAUGCUAAGGGAGCGGUGACUCCCAGUGGCGCAUUCCAUCCUCUAAAUAAAGUGCGUCAUGAAUUCAGGCAGAUUUUCUUCGAGAUGGGCUUCGAGGAGAUGCCUACAAACCGCUUUGUUGAAACCGGGUUCUGGAAUUUCGACGCUCUUUUCGUCCCUCAACAACACCCUGCCCGUGACCUUCAGGAUACUUUCUAUAUUUCAGAUCCUGCGGUUGCGGAUAAGCCACGCGAAGAUCCAGAGGAUCAUCCUCAUCUUUCAAAAUCAUUGAAUCCGGUCAGUUACACCAAAACCGAAUCAAGAGGAAAAUUAGACUAUGACCGUUAUUGGAAUGAUAUCCAUGCUAUACAUGAAAGUGGGAAAUACGGCUCUAUCGGUUACCGGUACCCAUGGAGUGCAGCUGAAUCCCUUCGCCUUGUUCUCCGAACACACACAACCGCCGUAUCAGCAUACAUGCUUCACAAACUGGCACAGAACCCCCGCCCCGCAAGAUACUUCAGCAUUGACCGCGUGUUCCGUAAUGAAGCCGUUGAUGCUACGCAUCUGGCUGAAUUUCACCAAAUUGAAGGUGUUAUUGCUGAUUUCGGCCUUUCUCUUGGUGGCCUGAUUGGCUUCAUGGAAGUCUUCUUCGCUAAGAUGGGUAUCCAUGGCCUUCGUUUCAAGCCCGCGUACAACCCGUACACUGAACCCAGUUUGGAGAUUUUCGGUUAUCACCCAACACUGAAGAAGUGGGUUGAAAUAGGAAACAGCGGUAUGUUUAGACCUGAAAUGUUGGAACCGAUGGGAUUGCCAAAGGAUAUGAGAGUCUAUGGAUGGGGUUUGAGUCUUGAGAGACCAACAAUGAUCAAGUAUGGUGUAAACAACAUCCGUGAGCUUCUUGGACACAAAACCGAUCUCAAUUUCAUUGAAUCGAACCCGGCGGUACGUCUAGAGAAAGAGUAG
Uncinocarpus reesii 1704 is the source of this 1563-nucleotide messenger RNA. RefSeq names its product phenylalanyl-tRNA synthetase alpha chain. Bases 1 to 1563 code for a protein of 520 amino acids. NCBI's taxonomy places the organism in Eukaryota, Fungi, Ascomycota, Eurotiomycetes, Onygenales, Onygenaceae. Gene Ontology annotation, molecular function: tRNA binding; ATP binding; phenylalanine-tRNA ligase activity. Gene Ontology annotation, biological process: phenylalanyl-tRNA aminoacylation. The record is from RefSeq and is a predicted model, not a curated record. Gene Ontology annotation, cellular component: phenylalanine-tRNA ligase complex; cytoplasm; cytosol. The transcript has 2 exons.